This is a messenger RNA of Capsicum annuum, 933 nucleotides long. RefSeq names its product G-type lectin S-receptor-like serine/threonine-protein kinase LECRK1. The record is from RefSeq and is a predicted model, not a curated record. NCBI's taxonomy places the organism in Eukaryota, Viridiplantae, Streptophyta, Magnoliopsida, Solanales, Solanaceae. Gene Ontology annotation, biological process: protein phosphorylation. Gene Ontology annotation, molecular function: protein kinase activity; ATP binding. Bases 1 to 933 code for a protein of 310 amino acids. The transcript is spliced from 3 exons.
AUGGAAAACCAUUUUCUGCAGCUUCUUGGCUUUCUUGUUCUUUUUCUUGCUGCACGAUUUGUUGCAUUUGCGCAGGCUAGUAACAUCACUCUUGGGUCGUCCCUUGUUGCAUCUGGUAAUUCUUCAGCAUGGCUAUCACCUUCUGGUGACUUUGCGUCAGGCUUUCAUCAAAUCUGGUGGUCAAUUCCACCAAGUUUUCUAGACACAGGUGUUUCUUAUGCUUCUUUGUUGGAUACAGGGAAUUUCAUCCUUGCUAGCAGCGAAUCUAGCCUUCUGUGGCAAAGUUUUGAUCACCCUUCUGAUACAAUCUUGCCUACACAAACAAUAGACACUACAAAGUCACUGUCUUCUAGGACAUCACAGAAUAACUUCUCCAGGGGGCAUUUUGAGUUCCGGUUGAUACCCGAUGGCAAUCUUGUGCUGAACACCUUUGCACUACCAACAGGAAAUGCAUACGAGGCAUACUUUUGGAGCCACACGGUUGAUACAGGCUAUCCUAAUGUGACCGGAAACAGGAAGUAUGGUUCUAGAGGGAUCUUGUAUUUGCACGAAGAGUGCAGCACACAGAUCAUCCACUGUGAUAUAAAGCCUCAAAACAUCCUGCUUGAUGAUUCAUUUGAAGCAAGGAUUUCUGAUUUCGGAUUGGCAAAACUUUUGAUGAAGGAUCAAACUCGGACUCUGACAGGCAUUAGAGGGACCAAAGGCUAUGUUGCACCAGAAUGGUUCAGGAACACAGCCGUGACUGCCAAAGUAGAUGUUUAUAGCUAUGGCAUUGUUUUGUUAGAAACGAUUUGCUGCCGGAAGUGUAUGGACACCGCAAUGGAGAAUGAAGAGGAAAUAAUACUGAUCGACCGGGUGUAUGACUGUUUCCACUCGAGACUGCUACAUAAUCUAGUACAAGAUGAUGACGAGGCGCUAAGCGACAUGAGGUAG